GGCGGACACAAAUGAUAGUUUGGGUAGGCCCAAUUAUACUGGAAUUCGAUCAAGAUAUAAACUAUUUCUCAACAUGCAAAGAAAUAUAAUUGAAAAAAAUUCUCUAUAUACCAUCGGAUUUAUGCUCAUCUCUUUAUGUGCUAUUGAGUAGUAUAAAGGGAAUUUUUUAUGUGUAUAAUAUGCGGGAAGUGAAAAUAAUUCGGACGUUGGGAAAGUCGUUCCGUACCCGUGUGCCGUAAAGGCGUAAACCACGUAUUGCGAAAACGGCUCACAGUUUCGAUGCGAUCGAAGCCGGAAGCACAGGUCCGUCAGACCCGAUCCGAGCCCCAGAUUCCAGCCGAAGCCGACCCCACACAUCUCUCCCGGUCCAGGUAGUUACGCGUCCUCUUCCUCCUCGUCGCCUCGCCUCCCAGUCGGCCAGUCGCCACCGCCCGAGAAGCCGAGCCCGCAGCCACCGGAUCCCAGCGGGCAUCGCCACCCACCCCGCUCUCCAUGGUGGCACGCGAGAGCGAGACCUAACCCUACCUUAACCUUACUACCUCACAAUGGCCGCCGCGGGGGAGCGCCGCAAGCUUUGUGGCUACCUACGCGCCGUGGUGUCCAUCCCCGGCGGGGACGUCGCGGCGGCGGCGUCUAUCCUUCCGCUGUCCCCGUGCACGCUCUCCGCGUGCGGGGCCGUGGCCCUUGCGCCGCUCCCCGACGACGUGCGGGCCCAGCCGCGGUGGCCCAGGUCGCGCGCCCCCGGCGUCGUGCGCCUGCUCAGGACGCUCGUGGCGAACCGCUGCGUGGAGGUGGAGGGUACGCUUCUCCGGGUCGUGACCAGGAGGAGGCCUGGGGAAGGGGAAGGGGAAGGGGACGGCGCCGCGGUGGAGGCCAGGGCCGUCGUGCUGCUCGACGUCUACAUACCCGUCGCCGCGUGGUCCGGUUGGCAGUUCCCGCGCUCGCGCUCUGCUGCCGCCGCCGUCUUCAAGCAUGUUAGGCAACUGGAAUAAAAUGGAGGAAUAAGGAACUCCCGCACAACGCAAGGCAACUGGAAUAAGGAAGCCAACGUAUUUCUCUCUGACAGAAGUUCCUGAUUCCCUCGGCAGUGGCGUGGUUGCCUAUGUUUGCUGUCUGUUUUGAUCUACUCGUUUUUUCGCUGUCUUGUGCUCGCUGUCUUCCGUGGUGUUUCAGUAGCAAUGGAAAAGGGUGAGUGAGCCUGUGUUGUGUUACAAGCAUCCCAGUUCAAUGGGAAAACAAACACAAAAGACAUGAACCAACUGAACAGCUUGAUUUAA
Messenger RNA from Zea mays, 1277 nucleotides. RefSeq lists its product as uncharacterized. The transcript is spliced from 2 exons. Bases 546 to 992 code for a protein of 148 amino acids. The record is from RefSeq and is a predicted model, not a curated record. NCBI's taxonomy places the organism in Eukaryota, Viridiplantae, Streptophyta, Magnoliopsida, Poales, Poaceae.